Molecule: messenger RNA, 345 nt
Organism: Staurois parvus
Lineage: Eukaryota; Metazoa; Chordata; Amphibia; Anura; Ranidae
Source: the annotation of a GenBank genome assembly
GCACUGGUGGGUGGCACUGGUGGGCGGCACUGGUGGGUGGGCACAGGUGGGUGGCACACAGGUGGGUGGCACUGCUGGGCACAUGUAGGUGGCACUUCUAGGCACAGGUGGGUGCACUGCUGGGCACAGGUGGGUGCACUGCUGGGGCACGGGUGGGCGGAGCUAGUGGGCGCACUGCUGGGCGGAACUUGCGGGUGGCAAUGCUGGGCACCGAUCAUCAGGGCACUGAUCAUCAGUGCCCUGAUGAUCGGUGCCGAUCCCCGCUCUGACAACUGCCGGUUCUCAGCAGUACUUUCCUCACGAUCUGACAGUGUGAGGAAAGUGCAGCCGAGAACCGGCACUUGC